AUGAUAUUCUGGAGGAGUGUCAUUCUUGAUGAGAGCAGGCUGUGGACAUCCCCAGUACCAUAUGUUUUGGAAGAAGACCUUGAGAUGAACGCUAAAGGAGUCAUCCUGAAAGCCUUUGAUCAGUUCAGGUUGAAGUCAUGCAUUGACUUCAAACCAUGGGACUCUGAGAAGUAUUACAUUUCUGUCGAUAAGUUACAAGGAUGUUAUUCAUAUAUUGGGCGAAAUGUCAAAACCAAGCAGCCACUAUCUAUUGGGAGAUUUUGUGAUGAGAUUUCCACCAUUGAACAUGAGUUCCUCCAUGCUUUGGGCUUCUACCAUGAACAUUCCAGAUAUGACAGAGAUAAUUAUGUGACCAUUGCAUUCGAGAACAUCCAAGCAGGUUUUGAGAUGGAUUUUCUAGAUGUUAGCAACCAAACCAGCACCACCCAGGGCUUCCCGUACGACUACUUUUCAGUAAUGCACUAUGGAAAAAAUGCAUUCAGCAGUGGCAAUGGGUCAACAAUUAUCACCAAAGACCCAAAAUAUCAGGAUGUUAUAGGUCAAAGACUGGAAAUGAGUCCCAGUGAUGUUCUGGAACUGGAGUUUGAAGCAGACUCUACCAUUGCAUUUAAGAUGUACUGCGGCUUCUCUAAUGGGAACAAGUGUCAAAUGAAUCGCUGUUCAAAUGCUGGCAGUGGCUGGGAAAUGGUAACAGAGGUUUACGGUGGUCCAGCGUCUGACCACACCGAUCUACCAAGUGGAGGGGAUUAUGGUAAUGAUACAGGUUACUUCAUGCAUGCUAGCACAGCAUCACUUCAAGAAGGAGACUCAGCCUGGCUAGAGACCCAGAAGAUGAGACCCAAUAGGGAUUGUCAUGUCCAGUGUCUCCAGUUCUACUUUUACAACAGUGGACACAUGUCAGACCACCUUAACAUCUGGAUCAGAGAGUUUCAAGAUGAAUGGGACAUCUCAGGAACCCUCCGUCUCAUGGGACAGAUCUCUGGUCCACCAACAUUUUACUGGCAACUCAAGCAUGUUACCCUGAAUGCCUCCAAGCACUUCCAGGUGGAGUUUGAGGCUCGUAAAGGAGCAGGAAGCUCUUCAGGCGGCUUCUCAAUCGACGACAUCAAUCUGUCCGAGAUCGAUUGCCACUUUACCAUGCAGUUGAAUGAUUUUGAGAACUUUUUGAACAAUAGUUACUAUGGAACCACUCUAUACAGUCAACGGCACUACUCCGAAGGUGGCUAUGCUUAUGCGGUUGGUAUUGUGCUGGAGGAAGGAUUUUUCGGACUGUUUGCGCAACUCUUGUCUGGUGAAUAUGAUGACCAGCUGGUGUGGCCUUGCCCACAAAGGCAGGUGACCUUCAAAAUGCUAGAUCAGAACCCCAACAUCCAGCUGCAGAUGUCCAAGCAAAGGAGUAUCACCAGUGACUUAACCACCUAUCAAUGGGACAAUCCUCGUUAUAUUGGAACUCCAUACGUAGAUGACAAUGGUGAGACCAUUUUUGCCGGACCCCUGCUUGGCAAACGUUAUUUUGCCGAUUACGAAGAAAUGAAAUCCAGAGACUUCCUCAAGGGAGGGAGCGCCAUUUUUGUCUUCAGCUUCCAAGAUCUCACUCCUCUCGGUAGAGGAAGUUCUCUACCAUGUCCUAAAGUGGAACCAGUGAAGAUUACGCACCCUCCUAGAGAUCAGGAAAAUGGCCCAUGCUCAUCACGGUAG
Messenger RNA from Anoplopoma fimbria (sablefish), 1698 nucleotides. Its product is annotated as meprin A subunit beta-like. The record is from RefSeq and is a predicted model, not a curated record. Gene Ontology annotation, molecular function: zinc ion binding; metalloendopeptidase activity; protein binding. Gene Ontology annotation, cellular component: membrane. Lineage: Eukaryota; Metazoa; Chordata; Actinopteri; Perciformes; Anoplopomatidae. Gene Ontology annotation, biological process: proteolysis.